CUAGCCAAUUAACAAAACUUAGCGACAGAACUCUGAGACACUGUUAAAUCGAUGGCAUAAUAAGGCACUCGCUUUCUCUCUCUAGGGUUUGCUUUCUCUCUCUAUUUAUGGAUGUAACGCUUUGUCUCUCUAGUUGUCGUUGAAUCAUUCGAGAGAUUGCGAACGUCUGUGUUCGUAGAUCAACCCCAUCGAUCUGGUUUUUCACCGAAUUGUUUUGGAUCGGAGGUUAGGUUUUGUCGUUUUCGAUCAUGUUUUUGUUCGAUUGGUUCUAUGGAAUUCUUGCAUCACUCGGUCUCUGGCAGAAGGAAGCUAAGAUCUUGUUCUUAGGUCUUGAUAAUGCCGGCAAGACCACUUUGCUUCAUAUGUUGAAAGACGAGAGAUUGGUUCAGCAUCAGCCAACCCAAUACCCAACAUCGGAGGAACUUAGUAUCGGGCAAAUCAAGUUUAAAGCUUUUGAUUUGGGUGGCCAUCAGAUUGCCCGAAGAGUUUGGAAAGAUUACUAUGCAAAGGUUGAUGCUGUUGUGUACUUGGUGGAUGCUUAUGACAAAGAGAGAUUUGCCGAGUCGAAAAAGGAACUAGAUGCUCUCUUGUCUGAUGAGUCAUUGGCAACUGUUCCCUUCUUAAUUUUGGGUAACAAGAUUGAUAUCCCUUAUGCUGCUUCCGAAGACGAGUUGCGUUACAGCAUGGGUCUGACUGGUAUCACCACAGGGAAGGGGAAGGUAAACUUGGCAGACUCAGCUGUCCGUCCAAUUGAGGUGUUCAUGUGCAGCAUUGUCCGCAAAAUGGGCUACGGGGAUGGCUUCAAGUGGGUUUCUCAGUACAUCAAGUAGGUAGUAGGGAGGCAAUGGGAUAUAAGAUUUGGUUAUUGUUUUACGAGUUAUUUCCGUACUGGACUUGAGUUGGACCUGUUGUGUGUUUGAAAUCACUAUUGGUAUAUUUCCCUUGUUCCAGUUUUUUGGUGAAAUGACAAACAUGCUGCCCCCCUCCCUUCUACUAUUUUUUUUAAUGAUGUGGUGCCAAUGCCAAAUGAUUGAUGACUUUGUGACCAAAAAUUGGAGAGGAACUUCAUUUCAGGGAAGUUGAUAACCCAUUGUUUUCUGCUGUAGACUUCAUCCCUGUGCGACAUAUUUUCAGUUUUUUAUUAGCAUUUCCCAUUAAGUAAUGGGUGCAUGAGUUUCUAGUUUGAAGAUUACUUAUAAAAUGAACCUCUUAUAUGAACACUGAAGAUUA
This is a messenger RNA of Camellia sinensis, 1230 nucleotides long. Its product is annotated as small COPII coat GTPase SAR1A. The record is from RefSeq and is a predicted model, not a curated record. Gene Ontology annotation, molecular function: GTP binding; GTPase activity. Gene Ontology annotation, biological process: intracellular protein transport. NCBI's taxonomy places the organism in Eukaryota, Viridiplantae, Streptophyta, Magnoliopsida, Ericales, Theaceae.